Eimeria mitis is the source of this 2439-nucleotide messenger RNA. RefSeq lists its product as uncharacterized. Bases 1 to 2439 code for a protein of 812 amino acids. NCBI's taxonomy places the organism in Eukaryota, Apicomplexa, Conoidasida, Eucoccidiorida, Eimeriidae. The transcript is spliced from 2 exons. The record is from RefSeq and is a predicted model, not a curated record.
AUGAAUAAUGUGCUCGCACCUGUCCGGCUCCUCGCUAGGCGUAGGGGUAUCUGGCUAAGCACACGGGUCUUUCUAUUGCUGCUGGUGUUGGUGCUGCUAUUCCUGCAAGCGCAACCAUUGGUUUUUUUUGAGGCUGUGGAGCCCUCUAUAGCUUCUGUAUCCGUUGGUAGAAGUCCCGAGAGGACGCCAAACACCUUAUAUGUACAGUUAAGCGGGGGAGAGACGGCGAAAGGCUACAACUCGGGUCUUACACCUGAACAGGUGAUCUCAGUUCGCAGUUAUGACCGCGAACGGGAACUUCAUUGGGACUACGAGAGGCCACCGCGAGGACGAAGAAGGCCCGUAGGUGGUAUUACUGGGGUGGUCGCUUCUGCUGCUGUUGUUGCUUUGUUGGCUGUUGUGUUUCUGUUGCUGUCUUGCGGAAUCUCCAUCUCCCGCACCGCGAAGACCACCCAAACUUGGGACGGCGGAAGGCAGCUCGCAUCCAGUGAGGAUGAGGGAGUGUGUACAAAAAUUGCAACAGAAGCAGGGGAAACAUUAGCAUCAGAUGGAGGAGCGGGAAAAGUAGCAGAUGGAGGAGGUGGAAUAACAGCAGCAGGAGAUGCAGCAGUAGGAGAGGCAGCAGCCGUAGACAGCACAGCAGUUGUCUCUUCUCUCAAUCCAGCGGCCCCUCCCUUUUUUCCUAGAGGCUCUGAUUAUGCAGGCCAAGUCGCUGUUGAAGGGGACACUGCAGCAGGGGGAGACCCUGGGGAGUUGGCUGUUUCUUCUUCGAAGUUGAAUGUGUUUCAAGCGGGACCUGAGAGAGCGCCCGAAGAAGUCGCAACAGCAGGAGAAGCAGCAGAACAAGAAGCGAUACGAGCAUCAGGAGUGGCGCCAAGCGGCGAACAGGGACAGCGGAGGCGGGUGCCCCUGCUUUGGCCAACAGGGGUGAAGAAGGCGAUACCGCGUCCUCCCUUUUUUGAUCUUUAUGUGACUCGCCUUUGCGAGUUUGCUGCUUACUGCAGGGAUUACCUCGGCGAACUUCCUCUGCAUCAUGUUCUCACUGUAGCGCAGCACGUGGUGCGCUAUGCGGUAGUGGAGAUUGCUGCAUUGACGCCUUAUUGCACGGGCGACCAGGAAGGACAGCGGCAGUCGGUCAUCCAGUCGUUCUUCCAUCUUGCUUGGUGGUUGGGGGGCUGUCCGAGAGCGCAGCAGGAAGCGGUUACACCCCUGGACAGUCUGAUAAAUGCUUUGACUCUGCUUCGGGAGAAGAGGUCCUUUCCUGUCGCUCGGGCGCGGAGCAGAGCGCAUACAGCUGAGCAAAUUCUUCGUCCAGCGGGUGCGGCUUUGCGGCAUAUGGCUGCUGCCGUCAAUACGCUCCUGCAGAGCCUCCAAGGAGAUCCACCGGUUGUUCCACCCGCUGUAUUCGCAGCACAAGCCGCUGUUAUGAAUGCCGUCACCGAGCAGAGGCUGCUGCAGGCACUAUCCGAAAACGCUGCUGCACAGGCGCUGCAGCAGCUCCAGAGCAACGUUACUCCCGGCAUUAUUUUGAGGGAGGCUGAUACUCGCUUCGCUAAACAGAAAUAUAGUGCCGGGUAUGGUUGGAAGAAGGCAGAGUGCGUCAACAGAGCCGCAAGGAGGGCACGGGCUGCUGCUGUUGCGGCGGCGGGAGCAGAGGAUGCAACCGUGCCUCAGCAACUCGUCGGCCCGGAGCUCGGACAGCAACUUCCCGAGCACCAAAUUUCGCACGGGCAGCAGCAGCAAGAGCAUGCUCUGCAGGAGCACCAACCGCGGCAGCAACAAUCUCCUGUUGCACCGCUCGAAUCCCCACAAGAAGGCACAUCAGCAGCAACACAAACGCCAAUGGUAGAAGCGGCAGAAGGGCUAGAUACCGAAGCAUCAGACGCUAAGGCACGGAGACAGGCGCACCAGCAGCAGCUGCAAGAGCAGGCUUGGCAGGGCUCCGUUCGACUUUGGCAGCAAGCAGGGCCGUCUCCGCAACAGCAACAGCAGCAUCGGUGGCGUUCGAGCCCUCUCCUUCAGCCGGAGAAGCCCCCAGGGGAACCGUGGAGGCCGUACAUUCAGGAACAGCAACCGGGAGGAGCUUGGGAGUUUAAAGUCUUCCUGCCGCCGCAGGAGCAGCAUCCUUCGAUGUACGUUUCGGGGUUCGACGAGGCUCAAGCGGGUCCUUCGCGCGCCUCGGUAGGACCGUCUGGGACCGCGGCAGAUGCCACCUCUCUUCUGAGUCCCAGGAAAAGCUCCAGUCUGUUGGAUUCGCACGAACAAGGGGAAGACAAAGGCAGCGACAGUGAAGACGACGCAGAGACGAUGGAGUUGUUUCGAGGCUGGAGUUCCACCGCGCACGGAUUAUACAACGCCGUCACAAGUACCGGAGGAGGCAGCAGACGGCGGUGCGCGCCAGCAAGAGCAGCAACAGCAGCCACCGCGAAGUUCUGUUGA